Molecule: messenger RNA, 4419 nt
Organism: Astyanax mexicanus (Mexican tetra)
Lineage: Eukaryota; Metazoa; Chordata; Actinopteri; Characiformes; Acestrorhamphidae
Gene: igflr1
Product: IGF-like family receptor 1
Exons: 7
Coding region: 126-1241 (371 amino acids)
Molecular function (GO): protein binding
Source: RefSeq, a predicted model, not a curated record
AGCUCGCUCUGCGGGUGAGUCACGCCCCCAAGCGACUCGUCGUCUCCUGCACGCGCGACACAGAGCGGCUCUCUGGUGUUCAGUGUGGAGAGCAGUGCAGUCUGAGAGCAGGUCGAGCAGUGAAAAUGUCUGGGUUGCGUUUACGGAGCUCUGAGCACUCUCUGAAAUGCUGGAAUGCUGAGGAAUACUGGAAUACCAAGACGUGUGUGCGAUGUGAGACAAAGUUUAGCAUUAAAGCGGGCUAUGAGUUCACUGCAAACUGCGGCCUGUCAGAUGACGGCGGAAGGCAUGAAGGAGUAUACAGAGAGUGCGCACAGGGAACCUUCAAUGAUGGGACUUUUGUUCGGUGCAAAGUAUGCUCCACUUGCCAGGCAUCAGAAUUAUUGUCUGCUUGCACAACUAUGUCUGAUAGUCGCUGCUGCGGAAAAGGGCAGCAUGAAUGCAAAGAUCCCAGCCAACCUACUACAGCAGGAAGCACAGCAGGUACAACAACUGAAAAACCAACAACUUCAACCAUGACAACCAGUAAAACUGCUUUCAAAAAACUAUUCCCAGUAACCACUUCAGCCAAGACCAACGAAACAGCUCCAACAAAGACCACCCAAACACUUUCGGCAAAGAUCAUCCAAACAUUUCCAACUAAGGUCACCCAGAUGUUUCCAGCACAGGCCACGCAAUUGCUUCCAACAACUCCCGGGAACAUCCAUGAUCCAUGGCUUGUACCGGUUGCAGUUACUUUUAUCAUCCUGCUGUUUGCUGGCUUGUGGAUUGUGAUUCACAUUCUAAAGAAAAGAAACUGCAGAGAGAUAAAAAGACGCUUUAGUGACAAAAGAAAUCACAUCCAUCUGGAAGGCAGCAACGAACGUUUGAAGGCAGAAAGCACCAAGGACCUGCUGGAUAUAAACAACCUUUUGUCCCAGGAAAUCCAGGCUGCUCCACUCCAGUCAGUGCUGAAUAAUCUGGAUGUGGUGGAUGAACUUGUGCUAUUGCUGGACCCGGACACCCCUGGAGCGAAGAACACACGGCACCUUGCUGCAAACUGUUCAAUCCCCUUCACCUGGAUCAACUAUGCCUACUCAAUGAAAGAGAGCAAAAGUCCUCUGGUCGCUAUGCUGGAAAAGGUCAUUGCCAAAAACCCGAACUGGAACGUAGGUCACUUAGCUGGUUUACUAAACAACAUUGAGCGGAACGAUGCUGUGGCUGUACUCGCAAAGAUCACUUUAACUGAGGAGGAAGUGUAGUUCAGAUUUGGUGCAAAAAAAAAAGUUUUAAAGCUGUAAACAUAUUAACACUCUAGUAGUACUAUGUUUAAUUAUACACUGACAUGCCCAAAAAUCAAGUCAUGGGAAAGCUUGAGAGUGUCCACACAUUUAUAAGUUUAAUAAGUGAAAUGUUAUCUUGUGAGUGAGGUUGAACCCUGGCCAACAUGCUCAUGGCAAGGCCACAUGAAUUAUUAAAGUAAGGCCUUAUGAUGGUUGCAAGAUAUUAAUGAAAGCAAUGCUCGACUUACAGUUCCAUGUGUGUACUGGAGAUGCAUUACAGAAGGCAUUAGGACCAGUAGCAUCUGGCUAAACAUUGUCUGUGCAAAUAGUCAGUGCAGCAUUCUUUAGCUUUCUGGAACCUACUUCCUGUCCCAUGGCAAGAAUAUGGCAUGUCAGUGUAUUUUCUGUUUUCUAACAUGUUUGGUCACACUGUGGUAGUCUUCACCCUCUUCCAUAGGAGGAGUCAUAAUGAGUGGGUUGGAUAAUUGGCUGUGUAAAUCGGGGAGAAAAUGGGAUAAAAAAACAAAAACUAAGGCUUUUGUCUGCAUUUUGGCCUGUCGUCCACAUAAAGAGACAUGAUUGAGUCCUAUAAUAAGAUAUUUCAAAUUAUAAUGAAACUUGUGCAGACAAAUAAAUAUUAUAAAGACAAAUAUAUACUGCUUAGUUUCAAGAUACUUUUGUCACCUUCGUGCAGUUUGUGUGGCACUAAGACAUAUGAAUUAUAAGGUUUCUAUGAUUCUCUUCUUGCACUUAUUUUUUAGAUUUUGCACUCAUGUUUUCAUGAUGAAGAACUGUUUUAUAUGAUAUCACGUCCAUUUUUGUCGUUCUUUUUUUUGCUGAUGCUGAGAUAUAUUUUUUUUUAAACAAGCACUCAUUUUUUGCACUGACAUUUUAACAUUGUGUGUACGUUGAACAUGAAGUGCUUGGGAAUUUCCACACUGGUAUAUGUUAUGUGGUGUUUUCUUGUAAAUGAGGCUGAGCACUGACCAGCUAUCUCAUGGCAAGGAAACGUGAAUUAUUGGAGCGUAGCCUGGGGUAUGACCGGUAAUAUGUCAUAGAAGGCAUUAUCACCCACAGUGGGCAGUGCAGUGAGUGUAGUGUAGUAAUGAUCGAGAACGGCAGUGUCUGGCUGAAACUGUCCAAGCUAACACACAAGUGACUUUUUCUAACAUUCUAACAUGGAGCCAUACACACAUAUGGGGCAUGGUGCUUUCAUGUCUUGUGAGAUGUAGCAUGUCUUUAGAGAUACAUGACAUAACUCAUAUCCCAGUGUUAAUAGGAUAUUACUGAGGUUCCGUGUAAGAACACCACAGCACAGCAGUAAAGAGAGCGGGUACUGUAUGUGGACCAUGAAUCACCACCAAAACCUUUUCUGUCCUCAUGUCUGUUAACAAAUAUAAAUGAAGGAACUGUGCAUGCUGCUUUGGUGAAAAGCCAAAGUUCCCAUGAACCUUGUGUAUUAAGAAAAAGCACAGCAGUACAGCAAAAUUGGACUGGGGUAUAGGUUGCCAAGGUUAAAGAACAUCUUAAAUUUUGAGGAAGUGGAAAGUUUUGCUAUCAAGCCAAAGUAUAUGGCUGAGUGUUGUUUUCAGAGCUGCUUCAACACUUCCAGUUAUUCUAUUGUACAUGUGGGACAGUCUGUAGUGGAGUUAAUUCCGACCCUGCAUUGUGAUUGGUGUUCUAUGAGCCAUUAUCAACCAGUAAUGCACUGUAACCAAAACUCUCCAUGUAUCAACCUAGCAACGUUACAAAAGAUCGGACCUUUGGAGGCGUGGACUCCACAAUGGGGGUGUAAGAAAAAAUCAAUAUUGUACUGUAUUAAUUUUAUUAUCAGUUAAAAAUGCAGUACUGAGCUUAUAAUUAUUAGUUUACAUGUUAGGAUCUGUGACAGAUAAGUAAUCACUGCUUUAGAUCUGGGUCAUGCUGCUUGCCAUCAGCAGCAGAGAGAGCACAAUUGGCCUAUAUGUUGUGAGAUAAAGAGAUGGCUCAUACCAUUAAGCCUUAAUUGCCCACUGACCCUUUGUUGGUUUCCGACCCAAUUUGAGACUGACCACCACUGAAUACUGGGAACACCUCACAAGACCCGUCUGAUGUUUUGGACAACCGUUCUGACACAGUUGUCAAGCCAUCUCAAUAUCCAAUCCCUUCAUAGUUGCCACUGCAGGUUUUUACUUCACUUGAAGUGAAAGUGGUUGAAGUGGUAUUAAUAAUAUGGCUGGUCGGUGCAUUUUUUUAAUUCAAUACUCAAUACUUCAAUACUUUAAUAAUUUAUUCUGGAACAACACUUUUAUCUUCAUUCUUAUGUUUUAUGCAGUAUUAUUUUCAUUUUAUUCCCAAAAUUGUACAUUUUACAUUAUCUGCCUUUAUUUUGUUUUUUUGUCUUUGUAAAAACCUACAUGUUUGAUCAGGCCUUUAGCUCAGCUUAAAACACUGCAGCUCCGCCCACUUUUAUUCUGAAACGGCACUUUUAUAUCAUGUUUUAUUCAUGCUUUAUUCUUUUUUUUAAUGAUUUUUAAUUCCUUGUUGUUCUUUUACAUGUUUUUAAUUUUACUUCUCUUUGUUUUAAUCAUGUUUGAAUCAAUCAUGCUUUAUUCUUAUUUAAGUUUUUAUUUCAAUUUUUACUGUUAUUCUUUUACAUGUUUUUUUAAUUUGACUUCUCUGUGUAUUUUCUAAUUUGUAAAGCACUUUGAAUGACCGUUGUGUAUGAAAGGUGCUAUAUAAAUAAACUUUCCUUGCCUUGCCUUUGUAUAUUCACCUUUUAUGAAAUUGUGUAAAUGUGCAUCAACGGUGCCCUACAAGAUUUUAUAUUUAUAUUUUAACAGUUGAUCAUCUAUUUAAACAACUAUUGCUUACUGUUUUCUUUACUCUAAUUAUUCUUUUUUAAGUGCAGUCAUGGCUGAUAAGUGAUUUAGUUAGUAUAAUUCUGAUACAUUUCAAGAAUGCUAAGUGAAAACCACAAUCUUAAAACCAUGUUAUCAAAACCAUUUUUACAAAAUGGUUUACUGAUAUGUUAUACAUAGCUUUGUGCUUUUAAUUCACAUAAUGUACUACUUUGUCAAAUUUCAUGUCCCCAUAAUUUCUGACUGGAUCUUUCUAUUAAAUUGUAAGAUCUACUUAAUGAUGUAUUUGUAAUAUUAAAGAAAAUUCUAUUUUUGAA